Molecule: messenger RNA, 2121 nt
Organism: Staurois parvus
Lineage: Eukaryota; Metazoa; Chordata; Amphibia; Anura; Ranidae
Source: the annotation of a GenBank genome assembly
AAAGAAGACAUGAAUCCAGUGCUGCUCUACAUUUUGCACUUUUUUAUGUGGCUUUAUGGCGUUAUUACAUUUGUUCCAUGGUUCUUGAUGUCUGGAGCACGAGAGAGGCAGAGACGUGCUAAACGAAUAAAAGCCAAACCUAUCAAUGAGGAUCCGAGCGGUCCCUUCCGCUCAGUGGACAGCUUCCAGAGUCUUGCCUCCUCACUUUACCCGGGCUGCGAUACCCUGGACAAGGUCUUUAAGCAUGCUACAGACCUUUUCAAAGACAAAGGAUGCUUGGGAACCAGAGAGGUGCUAAGUGAAGAAGAUGAAAUCCAGCCUAAUGGGAAAGUCUUUAAAAAGGUGAUCUUGGGAAAGUACAACUGGAUGACAUACGAUGAGGCCUAUUUAGCUGCCUCUCAUUUUGGAAGUGGACUUGCUGCACUUGACCAGAAACCGCGGUCAAACAUAGCCAUUUUCUGUGAGACCCGAGCGGAGUGGAUCAUAUCUGCACAGGCAUGCUUCAUGUACAAUUUCCCACUUGUCACAUUAUAUGCAACAUUGGGUGGUCCUGCUAUUGCCCAUGGGCUUGCAGAAACUGAAGUAACCCACAUAAUUACCAGUAAGGAGCUCCUCCAAUCAAAAUUAAAGAGCAUACUUCCCCAGGUCCCUCUCCUGAGGCAUAUCAUCUUGGUCGAUGGCAACGUUACGCAGCAAACUAACUAUCCCAAUAAUAUCAGUGUGCACAGCAUGACUUCUGUGCAGGCUCUUGGAGCAAGGCAAGCAAACCAGCAUCGUUCCUCUCCGAAGGCAAACGACAUCGCUGUGAUUAUGUAUACAAGUGGGUCUACAGGCAUUCCCAAAGGAGUGAUGAUCUCACACAGCAAUAUCAUUGCUGGCAUAACCGGCAUGGCACAGAGAAUACCAAACCUGGGAGAGCGAGACACAUACAUUGGUUACUUACCUUUAGCACAUGUGUUGGAGUUGAGUGCUGAGCUGGUGUGCCUGUCCCGUGGAUGCGGAGUCGGCUAUUCUUCACCACAGACACUCUCAGAUCAGUCUACUAAAGUCAAGAAAGGAAGCAAAGGUGAUGCAUCAGAGCUUCAACCCACCCUGAUGGCUGCUGUCCCAGAGAUUAUGGAUCGUAUUUAUAAGAAUGUUAUGAGUAAGGUAGCCACAAUGAGUGCGGUUCAGAAGGGUCUCUUCUCUCUUGCCUACAACUACAAAAUGAAGCAGAUCUCCAGAGGAUACAGCACCCCGCUGUGUGACAGGGUUGUGUUCUGGAAAGUGCGAAAACUUCUAGGAGGAAAGUUGAGGGUCCUACUCUCUGGUGGUGCCCCUCUAUCGGCUGCUACUCAGCGCUUUAUGAAUAUCUGCUUUUGCUGUCCAGUAGGACAAGGCUAUGGACUGACGGAGACAUGUGGUGCUGGCACCAUUACUGAACUGUGUGACUUCAGUACGGGCAGAGUGGGAGCACCUUUGGUGUGUUGUGAGAUAAGACUCAAGAACUGGGAAGAAGGAGGUUACUUCAAUACUGACAAGCCAUGUCCCAGAGGGGAAAUCUUGAUUGGCGGACCUAAUGUUACAAUGGGGUAUUAUAAAAAUGAGCUGAAGACAAAGGAUGACUUUUGUGUGGAUGAAAAUGGUCAGCGCUGGUUUUGCACGGAGAUGUUGGUGAAUUCCACCCUGAUGGCUGCUUAAAAAUAAUCGACCGGAAAAAAGACCUGGUAAAGCUCCAAGCAGGGGAAUAUGUUUCACUUGGAAAAGUGGAAGCUGCCUUGAAGAACCUCCCCAUUGUGGAUAACAUCUGUGCAUAUGCUAACAGUGAUCAGUCAUAUGUGAUCGGCUUUUGUGGUGCCAAACCAGAAGGAGCUCUUGAAGCUGGCUGAGCAGAAGAGAGUUCUAGGAAGUUUUGAGUCUCUGUGCAAUAAUCCGAUAAUGGAGAAAGAAGUCCUUAGAGUGUUGGCAGAAUCGUCCGCAGCAGCUACCCUUGAGAGGUUUGAGAUGCCGGCAAAGAUCCGCCUAGUCGCUGAGCCUUGGACUCCUGAGACUGGGUUGGUGACUGAUGCCUUUAAAUUGAAGCGCAAGGAACUGAAAAGUCAUUACCAGGAAGACAUAGAGAGGAUGUAUGGGGGAAAAUAA